Molecule: messenger RNA, 594 nt
Organism: Wasmannia auropunctata (little fire ant)
Lineage: Eukaryota; Metazoa; Arthropoda; Insecta; Hymenoptera; Formicidae
Product: collagen alpha-1(XV) chain-like
Exons: 3
Coding region: 1-594 (197 amino acids)
Source: RefSeq, a predicted model, not a curated record
AUGUUUUCAGAAGUGGUGUACGAUUUGAUGGAGGCAUCGGUGUCAUCGAUGACCGAAGAUAAUAACCUUUACAUGGACGACGGCGUGGACGGGUUCCCGGCGUUCGGCUUUCGGCCCGGGUCCGAGGUGAAGCAGCCGUACAGGCUGUACCUCCCGGAGAAGUUGCCGGCCGAGUUCACCCUGGUGGCCACGUUCAAGCCGACCUCCUUCCGAACGAGCUACCUCUUCGCCGUUCUCAAUCCCUUCGAAACCGUCGUCCAAUUGGGCAUUAGAAUUUCGGACGGACCUGGCUCGAACCAGAAUGUCUCGUUGGUCUACACGAAUUCGGACGAGCAUUCGCAUUCGGAGGAGGUGGCGAAGUUCACCGUGCCGAAGCUCACGAAGAAAUGGUCGAAGAUCGUCAUUAAGGUUUCCACGAGCGACGUCACCUUCUAUCUCAAUUGCCACGAGAUGGCCCGGCAGAGGGUCACCAGGAUCCCCCAGGAAUUAGUAUUCGAUACCGCCAGCACGCUGUACAUCGCGCAAGCCGGACCGCACAUCCAGGAGCGAUACGACGUGAAGUGUCAUUAUUUACCCAUAGGUUGGAGCAAAUAG